AUGUUGAAUUCAUACAAACUUCCAGAACAACUAAGCAAAAGUACACAAAUGUUGUGUGAAAAAUUUGAUUAUACUGAUGCAAGUGAGAAUAUAUCCUCUCAUCCUUAUAUGUAUAGCUGCCAGCCAAAAAGUUUAAGGGGUAGAAAUGAAUUAACCAAUAAGAAAACCAACAUUACGAAUACAGUGAAAAGAUCAAUCAGUGUAAAUUCAUCUGUUGAAUUCUCUCUUAGUGUAUCCCGUAGUUUAACGAGGGAAAUGAGUAGAAGUGAAAGUAUACAAUCAGUUUGCUUUAGUAAUAGUUUUGUUCAUACCACAGAAACUACUUCUAAUCCAAUGAGUUACACCAUCAUCAGUAAAAUAAUGAUGAAGACAACGAUGACAACUGAAAGUUUUGAUUAUCAUUGUGGUAGCAAUGACACCAGCAGAAACGAAACAAACCAAUCUAUUGAGUUCAGUACCAGCAAACAAACAAGUGACGACACAGAAGACAAGAAAAUGAUGGCAACUUCAGAUCAUCAUAUGAACAUAGUAAAGUGUGAAAUACCAAGGAACACUUAA
This is a messenger RNA of Heterobilharzia americana, 558 nucleotides long. The record is from the annotation of a GenBank genome assembly. NCBI's taxonomy places the organism in Eukaryota, Metazoa, Platyhelminthes, Trematoda, Strigeidida, Schistosomatidae.